AUGAGGCGAAGCGUGGAGCUGGACGAUAGCACCCUGGUGGAGAUCUUGAGCAAGGUGGGCGAUGCGCGGCAGCUCGCGGAGUGCUCGCUGGUGUGCAAGCGAUGGUGGGAGCUGAGCUCGGCGGUUUCUCGCCUCCACUUCGACUUUGAGGUAAGUAGCAUGGAGGAGGUGAGGGACGCCGAGGAUACCAUCUCCAGCGUCCUCCACCGCGCCAAGUACAAGGCUCCCGGCUGCCUCAAGGAGCUCAUCGUCGUGCUCCAGUGUGGCUAUGGCGACGACCAGAUGGAAGUUAGCGGUCACUGGCUUGCUUGGGCUGCUGGCUCCGUCACAAGGCUCGCCCUCCAACUGGAAGGGCUCAAGUGGGGACCGGCGGUCUGGAGCUUGAUCGCGUGCUCCACCGCGAUCCAGAUGAUCUACAUAAGUGGGACAAUGGGCAUUAGCACCAAGAGCUUGGUGUCGUGCUCUCUCCAGGCCCUAGAAGUUUGCAAGCUUGUCAGCCCCGUCCCUCACGCGCUGCUCCCGAUGCUGCUAGCAUCGUGCCCAAGGCUGGAGGUUUUGAGCGCUGUCAUUGUUGGCGGGCAAUCCCUUACAGUCUCGAGUGGAAACCUCAAAGCUCUGACUGUGCUCGGGCAAUGCGAUGAGGACCUUGAGGCGUUUGAGCUUACAAUCGACGCCCCACAGCUGGAAGCUCUGCUGGUGGGAGUACACAGCCCAGGAACUCCAGUGAGCAUCCGGUUGCGCUCCGAGGAUUUGAAGGUGGCCAGCUUUUACGGCUGUUGUGUUCUUGACAAGCGAUGCGAGAAGGUACGUUGCUUGACGCUAUUUGGAGCCUGGGAGAUGGAUGCGAUUGCCGAGAUGUCUUGGUUCAUGCCUCUGGUCUCCAAGCUCUCCCUUUAUUAUUUUAAAAGCCACCACAAUAUCACCAUCGACAGGCUCUUAUCUUCGUUUGGUAGUGUGGACACUUUACAUUGCGACUGUCAUUCUCUUCAGUCAUUUGUGUCUGGGGGUGUCUCCGAUCUUCUCAACGAUCUCACUGUUCAUGUGGAGGAGUCUGCACUGCCCAACGCGCUGGUUCUCAAGGAUUUACUUGGAGUCAAAGGGAUUGUUAUUCACUACAAAGAUGUGGCCAAUUUGGAGCUGGUGAUAGGGAGACUAAGUUACGAAUCCUUGCGGGUGCUGUCCGACUUGCGUUCGUUGUCUCCUUGUCGCAUUUCUUUCACGCAUGAGAAGUUGCAUCCAUGGUUAUCGAUCCAUCUGUAGCCGUCAGCAAGGAAAAAAUCUAGAAAAUUUGACGAAUUUUCUUGCUUAAUUUCAACGGUGAUAAUACAUUCACACAACGAGAGUAAAGAGAUUGGUCCA
Selaginella moellendorffii is the source of this 1359-nucleotide messenger RNA. RefSeq lists its product as uncharacterized. The record is from RefSeq and is a predicted model, not a curated record. NCBI's taxonomy places the organism in Eukaryota, Viridiplantae, Streptophyta, Lycopodiopsida, Selaginellales, Selaginellaceae. The coding region runs from base 1 to 1260 and encodes 419 amino acids. The transcript has 2 exons. Gene Ontology annotation, molecular function: protein binding.